Molecule: messenger RNA, 270 nt
Organism: Adineta steineri
Lineage: Eukaryota; Metazoa; Rotifera; Eurotatoria; Adinetida; Adinetidae
Source: the annotation of a GenBank genome assembly
AUGAGUAAGUCACAAAGUAAAGAACUUUUUAAUAAGAAAAAACAACGUGGUCGAACCAAAAAAAAUAGUAUCGGUGGUGGUGGUCCUGUAAGUACAAGUAAUCCAACUGUAAGCAAUACAGCUGUAACAAAACUAUUUGCACUUCAAACAUCUCAAGGAACGAAUGGUUUAUAUAAUGGUGAAGAUCCAGCUGUUGUUGUUAUUAAUCAUCAACCACCAGUAUUAACUCAAGCAAAAGAAAAACGUACAAAAAUUUGUUGUCUAUUGUAA